ACAGCCAACUAAAAAUGUUGUGAAGUUUAACUUGUGAUUGGAUUGGAUUUAUUAUAUAUUACUAAGGACUGGACAUGAUUUAUAUUUUGUUUAAUUUUCCUUAAAACUGCCAAUGUUCAAGUAAGAAGAAUGAGUACAAAAAAAGAUGAAGAAACAGUUUAAAAUAGACCAGUUUGGACGGGUUCCUGACAUACACUUAUUGUGUUUCAGGAAGUGCAGUUUUUUUUUCACGUCAUUCACAUCUCUCUGUUGCAGUCACAGGUCUCCUUGUUGUGCUCUUCACUGCCUGCAACAGGUGUCAUAAGUGAGAAAACUAUGUGAAGUACAACACAGAGAACAGUGAAGAGAUGGCAAUACAAAACCUGUCAUUAAUCACCAUCUUGAUGGUAAUAUGCAAGAUUUUGGGAACUGAGGCAUUCACGGAAACCCCAGAUUAUCUUUCCCGGGUAACAAACAUGGACACGAGCAUUCCAACGGAAGAAAGUAGGCAAAAAUGCGACGCUAUGGAAACUGAAUUGGACUAUGCCAUUGACAUUGAGGUGACCGUGUCAGAUAUCGCAGUGAUAAAUGAUCUGAGGAACCUGCUUGCAACAACAUCAUUCCCAUACCCACUGACUAACACCAUUGAAGUAACUGGGGUGAACUUAACAACAGUUUGUUACCCGAAUGGUAAUGAAUUCCAGUGCAGGUGUGAAGAGCGGAUUGCCUUGUCGAAUGACAGCUGUGUUCUGUACACCCAUUGUGAUGACAUCAUUCAAGGCACAUGCAGAUGCAUCAAUGCAAUACCGGCCGAUGGACAGUUUUGCCAAUCACAGCCACCUCCCAAAACUGAAUUGGACUAUGACAUUGACAUUGAGGUGACCGUGUCAGAUAUCGCAAUGAUAAAUGAUCUGAGGAACCUGCUUGCAACAACAUCAUUCCCAUACCCAAUGACUAACACCAUUGAAGUAACUGGGGUGAACUUAACUACAGUUUGUUACCCGAAUGGUAAUGGAUUCCAGUGCAGGUGUGAAGAGCGGUUUGCCUUGUCGUAUGACAGUUGUGUUUUGUACACCCCUUGUGAUGACAUCAUUCAAGGCACAUGCAGAUGCAUCAAUGCAAUACCGGCCGAUGGACAGUUUUGCCAAUCACAGCCACCUCCCAAAACUGAAUUGGACUAUGACAUUGACAUUGAGGUGACCGUGUCAGAUAUCGCAAUGAUAAAUGAUCUGAGGAACCUGCUUGCAACAACAUCAUUCCCAUACCCAAUGACUAACACCAUUGAAGUAACUGGGGUGAACUUAACUACAGUUUGUUACCCGAAUGGUAAUGGAUUCCAGUGCAGGUGUGAAGAGCGGUUUGCCUUGUCGUAUGACAGUUGUGUUUUGUACACCCCUUGUGAUGACAUCAUUCAAGGCACAUGCACAUGCAUCAAUGGAAUACCGUCUGAUGGACAGUUUUGCGAACCACAACCACCAUUUUUGCAGGCAUUUACAAUGAACUAUGAUAUUAUAUAUCCUGGUACCACUUUGCAGCUGACUUGUGUGGUUCCAGUAAUUAUGCAAAUGGGAACUGGGUCAUGGUUCGUGAAUGAUAUGCUGGUGUCAAACAAUACAAAGUAUUCAAUCACCAAUUCACCUCCCACACUGACUGUUCAGGACAUGAGCGGUGAUGACACCGGAAUAUACAUGUUCACGAUGACUCAGUCAACCUUGACAUUCACCUACGAGGAAUUCAUUUGGGUGACAGAUGUCAUUCCUCCCAUUAUUCAGCUGAACAUGUUAGCAACUAAUGUUCCAUGUGGAGCAAAUGAAAAUAUCCCACUGAACUGCUGUGUUACAUACUACCUACUUAAAAAUGUUACAGCAAAAUGGAUGGAUGGUUCUGUUGAAAUACCCUCUGUACAGACCAUAACAAACAUGCUAUGUGUCAGUAUUGCAUACCCAGUACCAAAGCAAUGCAAUACAAAGCAACUCACAUGCGAAGUGAUGGUCAAGAAAGAAUCUGCAACUGAAAUAUUCACAGAUGAUGUGACAAUAACGUUUUUCAGGGGAGCACCUGACUGUAAUGACAUAACAUACGGUGCUGGUAUGAAUGGAAAUACAUCUACUGUUUCCAGCCCAGCAAAUUUUAUGGGCAGCAGCACUGCAGUUUGUGAAAAUGGGAAUUGGACCCUUGUGGAGGACAAUUGUGUUUUUAGCCUAAUAAAGACACUAGAGCUGUUUUCUCAGAGUCUGAGUUCAGCUAAUGUAUCAUCAUUUGUGAAGGACCUUCGGACAAUUACUACCAAUUUUGAAUCAAACAUAACACAGUCAUCGGCCACCAUUUCCUCUAUUGUGAACAUACUUGGCAAAGUUGCAAGUGUUUCACAAAAUAUAAGCAAAACUUCAAUGCAAGAUGUUUUGGAAACAGUAUCAAUUUUGGUGUCACCCCAAGCUGAGAAUUCCUGGGCAGGACUGAACAGUAACAACGAAACCCAAAACACAAGCUCUGCUUUACUGGAGUCAAUAGAAAACAUCACACACAGUCUAUCAAGCAAUUCCUUUACAAUUAGUACAACAAACAUUGAGCUAAUCAAAACAACGUUAACCUUCCCUUUCAAUGAAGCUAUGAAUUCAUCUAAGAUAUUCAUCCCAAGUCAAGGUCUUCCCAGCAACACGAGUAUCACAACAAUCGUCUUUACAACUCUUGAGUUUGUCUUACCUGCAAGGACCACUGGAAACACUAUGAACAACUCUAUCAAUGGAGUUGUCAUGUUAGCCUAUGUAAACGAAACCAUUAAUAAUGUUUUGCUGACAUUUGAUAAAACAAACAAAACAAAGGGAAACAACCAGUGUGUGUUUUGGAACUUCAAAGUUUUUAAUGGCAUCGGAGGCUGGGACUCAACUGGAUGUCAACUGCAAUCUGAAACGAAUGACAGCGUCACCUGUUCCUGUAACCACCUGACUUCCUUUUCUAUAUUAAUGUUACCUUUCGUACCUGAAUCCAUUGAGGUUGCUCUGAAUUACAUCACGUACAUUGGAGUCAGCAUAUCAAUGGGAUGUCUGGUCUUAUGCCUUAUAAUUGAAGCAUUUGUGUGGAGUGUUGUCACUAAGAACAGCACGGCACACAUGCGACACGUCGCUAUAGUGAACAUUGCUCUGUCUCUGCUGAUUGCUAACAUAUGGUUCAUCAUUGGAGCGGCUGUGUCAGACGUUGGCCAGAGCACACCGAAGAAUGCAUGCAGUGCUGCAACCUUCUUCAUUCACCUCUUUUAUCUUGCCUUGUUCUUCUGGAUGCUGAUCUCAGCUCUCUUCCUCUUCUACCGUACCAUGAUGAUUAAAAUGUCAAAGCGCACUAUGAUGGCCAUUGCCUUCACGGUGGGCUACGGGGCACCACUCAUCAUUGCCAUAAUCACCAUUGCAGUCACUGCCCCCAAAAAUGGCUACUUCAGGCAAGGUUAUGCAUGUUGGUUGAACUGGUACCAGACUAAAGCCCUCCUGGCAUUUGCGAUUCCAGCCUUGAUCAUUAUCGUUGUGAACCUGCUCAUUCUAAUCGUGAUUCUGGUUAAAUUACUGAUGAGGAGUACCGGUGAGGACCGUCAGUCUGAGGAGAAGAAUGCUCUGCUGGUCAUCGCAAGAUGUGUCGCUGUUUUGACUCCCAUCUUUGGCAUCACCUGGGGACUUGGCAUAGGGACCAUGGUGGAACCUACAAAUCUUGGAAUCCAGAUUACAUUUGCAGUCUUCAAUUCACUUCAGGGGUUCUUCAUUUUAGUAUUUGGGACUCUUUUAGACAGCAAAGUUCGAUCAGCAGUUGUGGGAAGAUUUUCAUUUUUGAAUUCAUUAUCUAGCCGAACAAAGAGCAUAAGUGUUGGUCUAUCUUUGUCCUCUUUGGCUGAAUGUAUUACGCGAAGGACACAAAGCGACAAAUAUUCUGCAGAAGAACAUCUGAUGAGACAAAUUAAAUAAAUGUGAUUGGCAGAUUCAAAGGGCGUGGCCUAAAGUUGACCAAUUGGGUAGGCAGAGCAGAAAUUUGGGCAGGCAUUGCCCACCCCUGUCCACUUCUAGAUCCGGCCGUGCUCUGCUUUCUGAUUAGGAUGCUUUAUAAAGAUUUGGGAAACUUGAAAUAUUUUGGCAGUUUGAUUGGUUUCUAGUAAACAACUCAUUUGUUAUGCUGGUGCUACAUGUGAACUUUAAUCCGUGUAAUUUGCCAUUUGGAGUAAAACAUCCAAUGCUCUUUAUUUUUCAGAUAGUUAUUAUAUUAUUAAUUAUUAGAAUCUGACAUAUAACAUAAAAGGAUUUAUUUAUUUUUAAAUACUGCGUUGACCCGAAUAUAAGACGUUUUCCCCAAAACACAUCCUGCUUUUUAAAUACAAGUAUUUAUUUUUAUGAAGGUAAGAUUUGGUAUUCCAAAAACGUUCCCAUUAAAAUUAGUUUUAAAACUAUUAAAAAUAGUUUCCAAAAUGUGAGAGUCGUCUUAUAAUCAGAGUUGUCUUUUAUUCAGGCCAAUAUGGUAAUUGGGAUCUUAUAGGGAUUUUGGUUUUUAGUCAGUUUUGAGGCACUGGAUAUUUAGAUUUAUCUCUUUUUUUCUGUGAACACAAACACUGUCUCUCUCCAUUUUUAAUGGAAAUUGUGCAAGAACGAUCCUGAUGAAUUAUAAUGAAAUAUCUACAAUUCUGUCAAGUUUCUGUCAUUGUGGUAAUUAUUCAUUUUAAUAAUGUAAUAUGGUGUCAAUAAUAUAAGCAAUUUUGUUUCAUAUUUUGGGCUGCGUAACAUUAUGCAUAAUAAAAAUUAUUACCAUG
Messenger RNA from Brienomyrus brachyistius, 4759 nucleotides. RefSeq names its product adhesion G protein-coupled receptor F5-like. Gene Ontology annotation, cellular component: membrane. Gene Ontology annotation, molecular function: G protein-coupled receptor activity. NCBI's taxonomy places the organism in Eukaryota, Metazoa, Chordata, Actinopteri, Osteoglossiformes, Mormyridae. The coding region runs from base 348 to 3926 and encodes 1192 amino acids. The transcript has 19 exons. Gene Ontology annotation, biological process: cell surface receptor signaling pathway; G protein-coupled receptor signaling pathway. The record is from RefSeq and is a predicted model, not a curated record.